This is a messenger RNA of Lagopus muta (rock ptarmigan), 2222 nucleotides long. It is a transcript of the gene DCTD, whose product is annotated as dCMP deaminase. The record is from RefSeq and is a predicted model, not a curated record. Gene Ontology annotation, cellular component: cytoplasm. Gene Ontology annotation, molecular function: zinc ion binding; dCMP deaminase activity. Gene Ontology annotation, biological process: dUMP biosynthetic process; dTMP biosynthetic process. Lineage: Eukaryota; Metazoa; Chordata; Aves; Galliformes; Phasianidae. The coding region runs from base 469 to 1131 and encodes 220 amino acids. The transcript is spliced from 9 exons.
CGCGUCCCUCCCGGCCCGCGGCGGCGCGGGCGCUGAGCUGCGCGGGCGGCUCCGUUCCCGCCCUGCCGCUCCCCUCUGAGCGUUACUCGGUGCGCGCCGCCUGAAAGCGCUCCCCUGAACUCUCUCUAAAACUCCGUUAAAGCUCGAGGAAGCGCCGGCAGGGAACGUGCACGGACUGUGUAGGUGCCCUUCUGGCCUGAAAGGCAGCCGCACGCACGUUGCGUUGGGAAGCCAGGUGUGAAUUACGGCGCGGGAGAGUAGUGAGGCAGGUUGCCAUGGCUCGGCUGAUAGAAGAAGAUUCUUAUGUUGAAGUUUACCAAAUCAUCCUGACAGAAUAAUUAUGAUGUCAUGCCAUGUCAGAUUUUUGGAAACAAUGUCAAAAAAUGAACUGAAGAACGUGUUGAAAACUAAGAAAUAGCCAAAAAACCACCAACCCAAGCCAGAGACCUUGAACUUAGCCAAAGAGUGAUGGAUGAAAGACAACCUGUAAUGGGUGGACUGAGAAGAGUACGAGCUGCAAGAAGGCUGCACCAUGCACCAGGGUACCAGAGGUCUUUGAAGAGUCAUUUGCGAUGUUUCAACUCAGCAAAUUUUGGCGAUGAAGCAUCCUGUAAAAAACGAGAGGAUUAUCUGGAAUGGCCUGAAUAUUUUAUGGCAGUCGCAUUUUUGUCAGCACAGAGAAGCAAGGAUCCAAGUUCUCAGGUUGGUGCCUGUAUUGUAAAUUCAGAAAACAAGAUUGUUGGAAUUGGGUACAAUGGGAUGCCUAAUGGCUGCAGUGAUGAUGCACUACCUUGGACAAGAACAGCAGCACAUAGAUUAGACACAAAGUAUCCUUACGUGUGCCAUGCUGAACUGAAUGCCAUCAUGAACAAAAACUCAGCCGAUGUGAAAGGGUGCAGCAUGUAUGUUGCCUUAUUUCCAUGUAAUGAAUGUGCAAAGCUCAUCAUCCAGGCAGGCAUAAAGGAAGUGAUUUAUAUGUCUGACAAGUAUCAUGACUCUAUUGAAAUGACGGCGGCACGGCGGAUGUUUGAUUUAGCUGGUAUUGUAUACAGGGAAUUCAAGCCAAAAUGUAACAAGAUCAUCAUCGACUUUGAUUCAAUUAACAGCAGACCAAGUCAAAAACUUCUGUGAAUUAAGUCCCAUUAUAUCUCUAGAAGACUGUGAUUAUCCUUCUCUAAAAAGCUGCUAAUGCCUUUCAUCUUGAAGUUACUUGCAACUUUUUAAUGGCUUCUACAGUAAAGUAGACUUCUAAGAAAUGUAAGGCAUAAAAUGUUCCUCUCACUCCAUCUUGUCACGUGGAAUCUAAAUCAACUUAAAAUUUUUAAUGCCUUUAUCAAAUCUGCUUUAAAAGUCUAGGAAUGUAGAUGAGACAAUAUAAUCCAUGUACAGAAAACAGUUCUGGUUCUUGCUGCAUUCAUCACCACAUGCUCUGAUUGGCUGUUAGCACUGAUUUAGAGUCAGUUAAACAGCAGUUCUUAUAGUAACCAGUAGUACAUUCAAAUAUGCUAAUAUAUGUUGAUCUCUCUAUUGGGUGUGUGGAUCUAAAUAGCUGAUCCUAAUAAAUGACAAAAUGUGUUAUCCAUACAAAUACCAAUCUUCUAACUCGCAUAACACUAGUGUUUUAAAAGGUUAUACAGAUUAAAGUAUAUAUUGUAUUUUACAUGUGUUACCCAACAAAAGGAAGUUGAUUUUUCCAUUAACUGCUAUCUAAUACUAUUAUACUUGUGCAGUGGUGAGACAGGAAGUUGUUCUGAGAAUGGUCGAUGCUGGAGCAAGCUUAAGAGACCUUUCAAUUCUUUUUUUUUUCACCAAGACUCCAGAAUUGAAGGGGUUAGAAGGACUAUAUCAUUUCUCUCUUACCUUUGGGACACCUAUUUGGAGUUGGUUUUCAGGUAUAGAAGGAAAUUAGUUUAUUGGUCUAAGUUCAUUCUAGACGAUCCAAUACGGUUCAGUCUUAAAAUUAACCUGUAAGAUAACUCAAUCAUUUUUUUGCCCUUUGAGAGAAAUUGGAGAUACUCAACCCAUAUCCACAUCUGAGCCAAAAGAGGUAAUUAUUAUGGUGUUAGCUUGUUUCCCAGUGCUGGCGUAGUACUUUCAUUUCUUAAAUGUUGCCUAAAAUAAUAUCCUUUUUAAUUUUAUUUUGAGAUCUGGGAAUAUAUUUUGUGUUCAUUUUCUCUAAUUUGAUUUUUUUCAAAUUAAAUAUGCCUAAUGGCUUUGUUUUA